Molecule: messenger RNA, 240 nt
Organism: Penaeus vannamei (Pacific white shrimp)
Lineage: Eukaryota; Metazoa; Arthropoda; Malacostraca; Decapoda; Penaeidae
Product: pigment-dispersing hormone type 1-like
Biological process (GO): response to light stimulus
Cellular component (GO): extracellular region
Molecular function (GO): hormone activity
Source: RefSeq, a predicted model, not a curated record
AUGCGCAGCGCUGUAGUGGUAGCCCUGCUGGUGACGUCAGCCCUGUGCCUUCAGAUGACGUCAGCCCAGGAAAAGUUGACGUGCUUUGAGCGUGAGGUUGUGUCCGAGUUGGCGGCGCAGAUCCUGCGCGUGGCCCAGGGACCCUCGGCCUUCGUGGCGGGACCUCACAAGCGCAACUCGGAGCUGAUCAACUCCCUCCUGGGGAUCCCCAAGGUCAUGAACGACGCCGGGAGGAGAUAA